AUGAACGCUGGUACCAUCAAUCCAGAUGAUUUGGACACUGGAAACUUAAAUAGAGACACAACUUUGGAACACAAACAGGGGAUUCUUGAGGACAUUCAGAAAAUACACGAAGAAAGUUACCAAGCUAGACUUGGACUUCCAUCGGUCGCAAGAAUCACGCUGUUCAGUAUUGGUGGUGUUAUGGUCGGAGGUUUAGGUGGUAUGCUUGGAGGAUGGACAGAUGCAUCGUUAAGGUAUUUAGCCGCAAAUUCUCACCGAUUACCCACCUCUUACAAUGGAUGGUUCUUCUAUCAUAAACGUAAAACUUAUUAUUGUACAAAAAACGCAAUGGCAAAUGCAUUUAAAACGGGUUUCAAAGUUGGUGGAUUUGUUGGAACUAUGUUUACAAUUGAGGCUUUGCUUGAUAAGAUACGUGGUCAAGUGGAUUUUGUUAAUACAAUAAUGGCUGUUUCUCUACCAGGCUUUGCAUACACAUGGUAUUAUCAGCUUUCUAAAGUCCAAGCAAAGGAAGUUAUCCAUAAGGGUGGGAAAGUGGGAUUGUUAUUGGGUCUAUCACAGGAUGCCUUCCAAUUUUUCAGAGGUAUUGAUGUUUGGUACUUGAACCAGUGGUUUGGUAUAAAGCCAAUGAAAUUGUCCGAUAGGUUGAGGAAGUACGCUGGUGAGGAAAGGAAGGGAAAGAACUAA
Messenger RNA from Pichia kudriavzevii, 684 nucleotides. RefSeq lists its product as uncharacterized. The record is from RefSeq and is a predicted model, not a curated record. Bases 1 to 684 code for a protein of 227 amino acids. NCBI's taxonomy places the organism in Eukaryota, Fungi, Ascomycota, Pichiomycetes, Pichiales, Pichiaceae. The transcript has a single exon.